Molecule: messenger RNA, 577 nt
Organism: Drosophila yakuba
Lineage: Eukaryota; Metazoa; Arthropoda; Insecta; Diptera; Drosophilidae
Gene: LSm7
Product: U6 snRNA-associated Sm-like protein LSm7
Exons: 2
Coding region: 128-460 (110 amino acids)
Biological process (GO): mRNA splicing, via spliceosome; nuclear-transcribed mRNA catabolic process
Cellular component (GO): Lsm1-7-Pat1 complex; spliceosomal tri-snRNP complex; U12-type spliceosomal complex
Molecular function (GO): RNA binding
Source: RefSeq, a predicted model, not a curated record
CGAGAAAAGGUCUUCAGCGCCCUCUGUUGGCUAGUAGCAUAUUAUUUUUGACGUAUUUCUGGGGAAGUACGCUUUGGUCACUCUUCACCAGCCGGCACUUACCAAAAAGUAAAAAUAAGACAGAAUAAUGGCAGAUAAAAAGGUGGGUGGCAACAAUGACGGCAAGGAGAAGCGACGAAAGGAGUCCAUUCUGGACCUCUCCAAGUACCUGGAGAAACAGAUCCGCGUAAAGUUCGCUGGCGGCCGCGAGGCAUCCGGAAUCCUCAAGGGCUACGAUGCGCUGCUAAAUCUGGUGCUGGACAACACGGUGGAGUAUCUGCGCGAUUCGGAUGAGCCCUACAAACUGACCGAGGAACAGACCCGCAGCUUGGGACUGGUCGUCUGUCGCGGCACAGCCCUGGUCCUCAUUUGUCCACAAGACGGAGUGGAGAGCAUCGCCAAUCCGUUUAUAACUCAAUAGUCGGUUGCGUUCCAGGAGCCACUUGUGGCUGGGAUGCGUUCCAGGAUAUAGACUAAGUACAAAGCUCUUUUGGAAAUCGGUUUAAAUAUAUUUAGCGGAGACAGACAUACGUAUAAA